AUGUCUAAGCCAAAGUGGGAUUUCAGAGACAUCUCUAAAGGGCUUAAAAUUUUUCGUGAUAUCUUGUUAGGUCGAAAACACAAUCUUCACGGACGAUUUCCUCCUCUUAUGUCCCCGAGGUCUGUACCUACGCCAGAAAUACCUCGUGGCCCGGAUAACCAGUAUUCCAAGCAGUAUUAUUAUAAACGAAGCGCAAUAAAUUCUGUGUUUCCACCAAUAGUGGCACCUGUAGCGGAAGGUCCGCCCAUGAACCAAGAUCCAACAAAGAAAGCACAGCCCGGUGGGAUCAAGCCAGAUUCGGUGUGUUUCCAUUGCGCUCCGACCCCUGGUCCGCCUUGGUCGUGGGACGGUCACCACUACUAUGAAUGCCUACCGGAUCCGCCAUCACCGCCAUCACCGCCAUCUCCGUGUCCACAGAAUUGUCCUGAUGACAAAUAG
This is a messenger RNA of Bombyx mandarina (wild silkworm), 438 nucleotides long. RefSeq lists its product as uncharacterized. The record is from RefSeq and is a predicted model, not a curated record. NCBI's taxonomy places the organism in Eukaryota, Metazoa, Arthropoda, Insecta, Lepidoptera, Bombycidae.